Molecule: messenger RNA, 1362 nt
Organism: Drosophila albomicans
Lineage: Eukaryota; Metazoa; Arthropoda; Insecta; Diptera; Drosophilidae
Gene: mAChR-C
Product: histamine H2 receptor
Exons: 3
Coding region: 145-1353 (402 amino acids)
Biological process (GO): G protein-coupled receptor signaling pathway, coupled to cyclic nucleotide second messenger; adenylate cyclase-activating adrenergic receptor signaling pathway; chemical synaptic transmission
Cellular component (GO): membrane; dendrite
Molecular function (GO): neurotransmitter receptor activity; G protein-coupled serotonin receptor activity
Source: RefSeq, a predicted model, not a curated record
CUACUUUCCUGGUGCAUUCUUUGAUAUUUCGAUAUCGAUUCAUUCGAUAGUUGCAGCAGAGCAGCUGCUGACGUACGAUUACUUUGUGUGCGAGAGUGUGAGUGCGGGAGAUUCCCAAACGUCGUGUCGUGUCGUGUGGGCGCAAUGACCAACGAGGAUUAUCUCGGCAUUUGGCUAAAGCUGAAUGCAAUCAACAACAACCAUACCGAGCAAUUCACCGAUAUCACAACCGUUGAUCCAACCACAAAUACCGAUGAAAUCCUUCAACAAACUCCCGACGACGAGGAGCAGACUUCUCACAUUGGGGCCGGUCUCUUGGUCUGGGUGAUCAUCAAUGCAAUCAUCUUUGUCUUUAUUCUGGGCGGCAACAUUCUCACGAUUGUUGCCGUUCGCACCUGUCGCAAUCUCCGUUCGGUUAUCUCCAAUCUCUUCAUUCUCUCGCUUGCCGUCUCGGACUUUAUUGUUGGCCUCGCGUUGCCCUAUCAUGUUGCCUUCUAUAUGGACAUGGGCGGUUAUCUGGGACGAUUGCGUGGCCUUUGUUUGCUGCGCUUCUUCUUGUUCAUCUGCGCCUGCUGCGUCUCCAUACUGACCCUCAUCUCCAUCGCCGUGGAUCGUUACAUUGCGGUUAUGUACGCUCUGCACUACAGACGUUACAUGACGCGUCGCAUGGCGUACUUGAUCAUCACGUGCAACUGGUGUCUGGGCGCCCUGGUUGCAUUAAUACCCAUCUUCUGGAAUAAGUGGAGCGAAUCGCAAGGCUGCGAGUUUGACGAGGUGCUGUUGCCCUGGUACGUCGCAGGAAUUAUAACGCCCGGCUUUGUGGUCAUAUGGAUCUGUAUGCUGGUCUUCUACUGGCGCAUCAUGCGAGAAGCCUCAAAGCAGGCGCAGCGAUUGCGACAUUCGGUUGUCUACAACACGCACAGUCCGCACAGCAUGCUGCAUCCGGACUGGAAGAGCGUUCAAAUUGUCGUCUUCAUCAUGGGCUGUUUUACGCUCUGUUGGCUGCCCUAUUUCUGUGUGGCCAUCGCGCAAUUGUUUAGCGUUUGUCGCAGCAGCUCGAUGAUCUACAAGACGGCCUUCUCGCUGGCCAUUGCCAACUCGGCCCUCAAUCCCAUUAUCUACUCAUGGAAGAACUCUGGCUUCCGUCGUGCCUUUGCCCAGACACUGUGCUGCAAGUCGGCGCGAUGUUGUCGUGUUGAUUCCGAUGAUGUUGAGAUGCGACUGCCGUCGGACAGUGUGAAGCAUCGCAUUGAUAGCACAAGCAGCUUUGAAGCCACUGCAAAACCCACAAAACCAACAAUAACAUGCAAAGCUAUAGAAGAUCUCUCAAGCCCUUGCCAAGGAACGCAAUAAACAGAUGUA